This is a messenger RNA of Dipodomys ordii (Ord's kangaroo rat), 2720 nucleotides long. RefSeq names its product transmembrane protein 150C (gene Tmem150c). The record is from RefSeq and is a predicted model, not a curated record. Lineage: Eukaryota; Metazoa; Chordata; Mammalia; Rodentia; Heteromyidae. The transcript is spliced from 9 exons. The coding region runs from base 83 to 832 and encodes 249 amino acids.
CACGGGGCGGCGGAGAGCUACCUCCCGCCUGGGGGGCAGGAACACCGUAGCUGCCCCGUGCCCAAGCCCAAGUGGCACAGGCAUGGAUGGGAAGAAAUGCAGUGUGUGGAUGUUUCUACCUCUGGUCUUUACUUUGUUUACUUCAGCUGGGCUGUGGAUAGUGUACUUUAUAGCUGUGGAAGAUGACAAAAUUUUACCAUUAAAUUCAGCUGAAAGGAAGCCUGGUGUGAAGCAUCCUCCGUACAUAAGUAUUGCAGGUGAUGACCCUCCUGCUAGCUGUGUGUUCAGUCAAGUCAUGAACAUGGCGGCCUUCCUAGCCCUUGUGGUGGCUGUUCUACGCUUCAUACAACUGAAACCAAAGGUUUUAAACCCGUGGCUGAAUAUUAGUGGAUUGGUGGCACUGUGUCUGGCUUCCUUUGGAAUGACCUUACUUGGUAAUUUUCAGCUCACGAAUGAUGAAGAAAUCCAUAAUGUGGGAACCUCCUUGACCUUUGGGUUUGGCACAUUGACCUGCUGGAUCCAGGCUGCACUGACACUCAAAGUCAACAUCAAGAAUGAAGGACGGAAAGCUGGGAUUCCACGAGUUAUCCUCUCAGCAUCUAUCACUCUCUGUGUAGUCCUCUACUUCAUCCUCAUGGCCCAGGAUAUCCACAUGUAUGCCGCCAGGGUCCAGUGGGGCCUGGUCAUGUGCUUCCUGUCUUACUUUGGCACCUUUGCUGUGGAGUUCCGGCACUACCGCUAUGAGAUUGUAUGUUCUGAGUACCAGGAGAAUUUCCUCAGUUUCUCGGAAAGUCUCUCGGAAGCUUCUGAAUAUCAAACCGACCAGGUGUAAUUCAUCAAUUUUUCCUUACAAGUGUGGUGGGUGUGACAAUGGGAAAGGACCCAGGACACACACAGAGGACUUGACACAUAACUUCAUCACACACACACACACACACACACACUCAUGGCCACAUCUGCCAAGAGCUUUUCAGGGCGUGUUCUUUCUUUGAAAAGCACAAGCCCUAAUGUGUCCAAAUACACGCUGUUACACUGAAGAUACAUGCACGACAGAGACAGGAGCUUGUGCAUGAACAUGUCUCUGCCUUGCCCUUCCCAGUAUGCCUUGCUCUUCCCAUCCUCUCCAUGUUUUUACACAUGACCAUCUCCCUGCCACAGAGUAGGGCAGGCCAGAUGAGAAUCAUGCCAACUCCCUAAGUUGCCUUCAGGUCCAAAGACCUUGGAAUUUAACUGGUGAGGAAGUUGAGUGCAUCCAGCACUGAUAUUCUUGAAUGCAGAAUCAAGUACCAUCUGAUUGGAUGGAUGCUGGAAGGAGCCAUGACGCAGUAUGGCCUAUGAAAAGGAAUGGGUGGAACUUUCCAUGAGGCUCCAUGCAUCUCCAUUCAGUGGUGGCUAUGUGCAUCCAAAGGCAAGAACUUGCUUCGAAGCCAGCGAGGGAAGCCCGUCACCACGAUGUGGACUCCAGUCACUGUGCCUGAGAAAGCGCUCUGCAAAUGAAUAUUCACAGGGACAGGUCGGCCAGGCAUGGUACCAAGAAGGAGCAGGGAGAGCGUGGCUUUGUUUCAGCUUCCACAGUAUGUCAUGUACAGUUUUUGUUUUAUGUUUGAAAGUUUACCUUUUUUUUUUUAAGUUACAAUCACAUCUCUCUAGCCCUCAUGGACAAAGAUAUUGUAGACCAAAGGCAAGAUACGCUUUGUUUGGGGCUCAAAUUUGAAAAAGAACAAGGAGGGGAGGGAGUUGUGUUUGAAGCUUUUUUUAAAAACAAAAGAGAAGCACAGAGACAUAGAAAGAAAUCUGCACUUGUAGCUGUUCUGGCUGGGUACUUAGUUAACAAGCAUCUUGCUACAUGUCUGAUCAGGGGAGACUUUUAAAAUAUGCAUGUAUUGCUCAAAUUUGGAAUCUAUAGAAACCAAUGAAAGAUUCGUCUCCUCCAAGCCACAUUUACGUAACUGGUCCCCUACAACCCAACAUGUGGCUCUCACGUGUUUGGAGUUCAGAAAUGAAGCUGCAGGUGUGGGGCUUUGAGGCUGUGUGUCACAAAGCAAAGCAUUCCAAGGCCACCUGCAUCCGGUAGGCCCAGUGAACAAGAGCCCCCACCCUUUCCCCUAAGUGUACCAUCUCAAGAAAUCCUCAAAUUUUAUUCCUUAGGGGCAUGAGAUAAUAGUUGACUAUAAUGUGAAAAAAAAUUAAUUCAACCCAAAGUUUGAGCUUCCAAAGGAAAUGUGUAUAUUUUUUUCACAUAUUUAUCUCCACCUCCUAGCCGUGCCUGGUACUGGUACAUAUUAGGUGCUCAAUGAAAGUGUUGAGUAGAAUUCCUGAUCGUUUAUGAGUGAGGAAAAGGAAUGCCAGAGACUCAAAGAUCUGCAUCAGAGAACAGAGAUGGCUGGUCCUGUGGAAUGAGUGGAGGAAGGAAUGAGACUCCCUAAAUGGUAUAAAAUGGGAGGUUCAAAAUCCAGCGGAGUAUUCUCCUGUUUAACAACACAUCUCGCUGUAAAUAGACCAAGGUGGCAUUUAUUAGUUUUGAAUACUGCUUUUCUGUUUCUUUUUCCAUUUUUAACUUUUAAAGAUUUUAUCAGACAAAGAUUUAUGAAGUUUUAUUUUCCUCUAUACAAUCCCAAUUAAACAGCUUUUGGUGAUGCACUUGUACACUUUCUUAUGAAUGUCUCUAAUAGCACAGUUUAGCUGAAUCAAACAAUGACUAGCAUUAUUCAUUGGGAUCU